CAACCCUAGUAAGCCCUCCCCUUGUUCUAAAACAAAAAUAGUAAGCCCUCCCCGCCCCCGGCGCACGCACGAGUCCCGGCGAGGCGAGCGAGCAGCCAACCGUCUCCGGCGCCGGCGGCAGGCGAGGAUGGGUCGCGACAAGUCACGGAGGCUGUCGGGCAGCCGAGACUUCCGGCAGCGGCUGGUGCUGGCGACGCUGACCUCCACCCCGAUCACCAUCAAGGACAUCCGCGCCGGCGAGGGGGGCCUCCGCCCGCACGAGAUGUCCCUCCUCCACCUCAUCCACAAGGUCUCGGACCAGCACGUCAUCGACGUCAACGACACAGGGACCAAGGUCGGGUACAAGCCCGGGGUGGUCGUCGGCGGGAAGGACCUGGAGCACGACUGCGGGGCGCACCGCGGGAUCGGCUACUUCAUCGAGCCGCUCCUUCUGCUCGGCCUCUUCGCCAGGUCGCCCUUGUCGAUUCGGCUCAAAGGAAUCACAAAUGAUACAAAGGACCCUUCUGUGGAUACUUUCCGGAUGGUUACGUUGCAUAUGCUCAAGCACUUUGGCGUUCCUCUUGAGGGGCUGGAGCUCAAAAUUGAAAGCCGGGGAGCUCCUCCUCGUGGUGGUGGCGAAGUGCUUCUCCGAGUUCCCAAUAUAAACAGUACACUAAAGGCAGUUAAUUGGAUUGAUGAAGGAAUGGUAAAGAGGAUAAGAGGUGUAGCAUUCUCAACGAAUGUAUCUGCACAGAUUGUAACCCGUAUCUUCUAUGCUGCACGUGGACUCUUCAAUAAGUUCAUUCCGGAUGUUCAUAUCUUCACCGAUCAUAGAGCUAGUUCAUCUGGUGGAUGUGGAUUGUCAGCAGGCUAUGGCGUAUCUGUAGUUGCUGAGACCACAACAGGCUGUCUGAUUUCUGCAGAUGCUACUGUGAGCUAUCCCAAUGUUGAUGAAAUAAGUGAACAAUCUGAGAAGCCUGAGCUAAUGUCUCCAGAGGAUCUUGGUGAGCAAGUUGCAUCGAUGCUGCUAGAAGAGGUGGCUCAAGGAGGAGUUGUUGACUCAACACACCAGUCGCAGAAGAUGCACAAAGGAGUUUGUGCCGACGAUUCGGCGAAAUGCUACGGCGAAAAGGAAAUCUAUGUGCAUUGCCUCUUUGGAAUGCUGAUUCAGAAAGGGGUGGCAAUGGCAUCCCUAUUUUCAUCAGGAGAAAAGCAUACAUGUAGAAGGUGGUGAGGGUGUGAUGUAACUGCACACACACUGGCAAGCGACAGUCAUUUGCUUGCUGUUCUUGUCAACAGGCAGUCACACAAAAGGGAAAAAUGCUUUGCUCUCGGCAGAGGUUUUCAGGUCCAAUCGACGACAAAGGUGCUUUCUCUCCUUGGUGACUGUCUCUCACACACAGAAAUGGUCCUGAUCUAGUAGCCUUGCACUGAUGAUCACUGUGUCUCCAACCCAAUCCAAUCCAAGUAGACUUGCUGUUCUGGUAGUGGCAGACUUGGCUCUGAAGAAGAAGAAAUUUCAGUGUUUGGACCAGUUGGGGCAUACCAGAUGGGCUCCAAAAAGGCUGCUCUUGGUUGCUCAUGCCAUGUGCAUGCACCAGCUAGCACCUCAAGGACUGGAUUCUUGCUUAAUUUGCACCA
Molecule: messenger RNA, 1620 nt
Organism: Triticum urartu
Lineage: Eukaryota; Viridiplantae; Streptophyta; Magnoliopsida; Poales; Poaceae
Product: putative RNA 3'-terminal phosphate cyclase-like protein
Biological process (GO): endonucleolytic cleavage of tricistronic rRNA transcript (SSU-rRNA, 5.8S rRNA, LSU-rRNA); ribosome biogenesis
Cellular component (GO): nucleolus
Molecular function (GO): RNA endonuclease activity
Source: RefSeq, a predicted model, not a curated record